AUCCUCCAAUCACAGCUCGCCUGGUGCCUUAGCCCCGCCUUCCUGAAAGCACCCGGCCUUCCUAUUGGCUGGGUCUGAAGGCUUGUCGACGUCAGGGUUCCGUGUAGUCUCCGCCCCCCCGCAUCGAGUCAAAAACAACCCUGACAGUCCGGCGCUGCACAGCCGCGUCCAGGCGAGCUCUCGGUCGCUCACCGGGGAGUGGGACAGCGCGGGAGAAAUGGUUUCCCCGGUAACCGUGGUGAAGAGCGAAGGCCCCAAGCUGGUGCCGUUCUUCAAAGCCACGUGCGUUUACUUCGUGCUGUGGCUGCCCACCUCCAGCCCGUCGUGGUUCAGCGCGCUGAUCAAAUGCCUGCCCAUCUUCUGCCUGUGGGUGUUCCUGCUGGCUCACGGCUCCGGCUUCCUCUGCGCCCACGCCGACGCCCGCAAGAUCCUGGCGGGGCUCAUCUUCUCGGCUCUGGGCGACGCCUUCCUCAUCUGGCAGGAGCAAGGCUACUUCGUCCACGGCCUCCUGAUGUUCGCCGUCACCCACAUCCUGUAUUCGUCGGCCUUCGGGAUGAAGCCGCUGAACGUGCGGGCGGGUCUGCUCAUGGCAGCCGUGUCCUUCCUGACCUACGUGCUGCUGUACCCUUACCUGUCGGGGCCCUUCACCUACCUGGUGGCCGUUUACAUGGCUCUGAUCGGCUUCAUGGGCUGGCGGGCCGUCGCCGGCCUGCAGCUGGCCAACGACCUGUGGACCUGGACCAAGCUGUCUGCGUGUCUGGGCGCCGUCCUCUUCAUGGUCUCCGAUCUCACCAUCGCCGUCAAUAAGUUCUGCUUCCCGGUGCCCCACUCCAGAGCCAUCAUCAUGGCCACCUACUACGCCGCCCAGAUGCUCAUCGCGCUGUCGGCCGUCGAGUGCCAGGAUGUGGAGGUCGGCAGGAAGAGGACAUGAGGUCAGCGGGCCGGACCGGCGGCGAGCGAGCACGAACGCGUCUCACUGCCAAAUCCCAGACCCCCCCACUCAUCUCGGUGUGCCCCCCCCCCCCA
Oryzias latipes (Japanese medaka) is the source of this 1026-nucleotide messenger RNA. RefSeq names its product transmembrane protein 86A (gene tmem86a). Gene Ontology annotation, molecular function: hydrolase activity. Lineage: Eukaryota; Metazoa; Chordata; Actinopteri; Beloniformes; Adrianichthyidae. Gene Ontology annotation, cellular component: membrane. The record is from RefSeq and is a predicted model, not a curated record.